This is a messenger RNA of Ylistrum balloti, 2239 nucleotides long. Its product is annotated as calponin-1-like. Bases 102 to 710 code for a protein of 202 amino acids. The record is from RefSeq and is a predicted model, not a curated record. NCBI's taxonomy places the organism in Eukaryota, Metazoa, Mollusca, Bivalvia, Pectinida, Pectinidae. The transcript is spliced from 6 exons. Gene Ontology annotation, molecular function: protein binding.
GACGGACUUACACACACGAAUACCAACAACUGUUUUUCAUAUUGGACAGGUGGAUUACUAUUUUUCACAAUUUCAGCUAGUUUUGAUUUUUCUUGGAAGUCAUGGCGAAACGGAUGACGGGAUAUGGUCUAACUGCAGACAUACAUAGAAAGCGGAAAGAACAAUACAACAAUGAGAUUUACAGAGAGCAGGAGGCAAGACUUUGGAUAGAAGAUGUCACUGGAGUUAAACUGGGUGAAGAAAGGAACACGCCCCUCACGUGGGACGGAUUACACAACCAUCUCAAAGACGGAACUGUCCUUUGCAAAUUAAUUAACACAUUGUCACCUGGUUCUGUGGGGAAGAUUAAUACUUCACCUAUCAACUUUCAUAUGAUUGAGAACAUCGGCAAAUUCCUGUCCGCUAUUGAGAAAUACGGAGUAGCCAAAGAGGACCAGUUCAACACACCUGAUCUCUUCGAGAAUGUCAACAUGCUGGCCGUGGUCAAUACCCUUCACGCGCUGGGCAGGGCGGCACAGAAAAAAAACUACCAAGGAUCUGUCCUUGGUCCUAAGGAGGCCGACUACAACCCACGUAACUUUGAUGAGGAAGUCCUGAACAAAGGCCAGACGGUGAUCGGGCUACAGGCCGGCUCCAACAAGGGAGCUUCCCAAAGCGGCAUGAGCUUUGGACGAACACGCAGUAUCAACGAACCCUAUGUGUCCAGCUGAAGCCGUUUUCCCUAGGAAUUAAAAAUUGUGUAGGUCAUACUUAGUAUAUGAAGUCAUACCGCUUUAGUUUAGGUGGUUAGAACCAUUCUCUACUUAAUAUCUUAAUGUUCCGGCUCCAGUCAUUCAUAGUCUCCGAUAUUUGCUGGCGAAACAUCAUUAAGAGGUUCUGAUGCUGUCUAGAUCUGAAUUUGAUAUUGUGUAUUAUUAAAGAAAUCAAGUAAGGCAACAUCAGUGAAUUUUUGUUUUUGUGUCAGUUUGUUUAUUAAAUAUAACCAGUUGUAGAUAUUUGCCACACUGAAAAUAAUUUUACAAAUCAUUUUACAACUAAUUCAUAUUUAGUGAACAUCUUAAAAAAUGUAUCAAAAUGAAUUGCUAGCAGUAAGGAUUUAUUGUUAGAGCUAUUGUAUAUGGAUGUUAUAGAGUGUUUCGCUACUUAAACUUUGAACACCCAAUAUUAGCAAGAGUACAUGUUGAUGUAGCGUAAAUUCUUUGUGAUUCAUUGACCUAAAACUUAAGUUUUUAUCUGGAUGUUUCAAAGGACAGAUAUGUAUAAUCAUCAUAGUAUGAGGCUGACUUAUCUAGAACAUUCAACAUAAACAAGAAUUUCUGAUCCCUGAUUAUGGCUGGCUCGGCCAACAUGUCCUGUUGUGCAUGGCUCUUCCUGCAAACAUUUGUCUGAUUAUUCUUCAUCAGUAAGGAUUGCGAAGUGCUGUUUUGGAACGUACUGUACCAGCUGUGUAAAUCGUGUAUGCUCAAUGUACCUUAAAAUUGAUGUCGAUUUUUUUUUUUUCGAUUCCACAUUAUUUCUGUAUAAUUCUACAUUUUAAAUUUGUUUACAUUAUACCUGAAAGUCCUACCAGAUUAAGUAGAACUUGUACAUCUUGUUCAGGGUUUCAAUUUUACAGUCAAUUUUAAAAACUUUUUUCUCCUUUCUGAACACUACUUUUUUCGAAUCUAAGUUAAGUGUUGUAAAUCGUUUCUAUGGCUACAGAAUAUAUUGUUGAUCUGAAAAAGGCGAAGUUAGUUGGUUGUGAAAUGUUACAUGUUUGUUAUGGUAUACAAGGAAGGCCAUCCUUGUGAAGUUAAUAGAACUGAAAGGUAGGUCUACACUGCUAGAUGUUUUCUACUAAGGAAUCUAUUUUCCGAUACUGGGUAAUUUCGUGUAUUUGCAGAUGUUUGCGUGCCUUAAUACAAAAUGUCAUCAGCAUUAACAGUGAUGUAUGAAUGAAAACAAAGAUGGGGCCAAAACGUGUUUAUUUGCUGUAAUUCUAUUUUGGAUAUGUAGUUUUUUCCUUUUUCCUCUUCAUUAUUUUUUUUUCUUUUAAUCCAUGUUUUUGAGAAUUCGUUCAAUCUUAGUCAUUAUCAUUUUCCGUUUGAUGAACAUCAUUGUUUGUAAAACUCAUUUUUCAAGAUCAAUCAUUAUCUAGUCUAGCCUUAUAUAUAUAUCAACGCACAUUCUUAUCACAAACGCCUUGUAUUAUUCUUUAAGCUGGCAGUUUUGUCUAAUUAUCUUUCCCGCUAACUUAAUA